AUGGAUGAACCAUCAACAACCCCUACCAACAGCGAGUCUCGCUCGAGCUUUCCGAGAAAUCCUACAGAGUUUAACAGUGAUCCACGAAUAUCAUUUUCAAAGCUCGAUAAAAAAUAUAUUCUAGAAACUGAAGAUGGUGAUGAGUACUUGUAUGAUGAAAUUUUAAAGAGAUGGAUACCUUCGUUGGAUGACUCCCUCAUCGAACAACAAAGAGAAGCGUAUAAGGUUCAUGGUGUUGAUGAAAACGAAGUCGUUGUCAGGCCACCGAGGAAAAAGCGCAAGCAAAGCGAACAGGAAUCUGGAACUGGUACCGGUCACAAGCCUAGAAAACCCCGAACAAACUCGGCUGUAUAUAUCACGUCGAUCCCACUUGACGCUACUAUAGAUGAGAUCAUUGAUGUGUUUUGUAAAUGCGGGGUUAUCGCCGAGGAAAUCGACAGCCGUCGACCACGAAUUAAAAUGUACACUGAUGAGCAAGGUAAUUUUAAAGGGGAUGCGCUUGUUGUAUAUUUUCGACCUGAAUCGGUCCAUCUAGCUAUUCAGAUGUUGGAUGAUUCAGACUUUCGAUUUGGUGAAAUUGGCCCGCAAGGCAAGAUGAAGGUUCAGCAAGCAGAUUUUUCCUUCAAAGCUCAGCAAGAAGCACCUGAGAAGCCGAACGCUCGAGAUAAGGCGAGGAUCAUGAAAAAAACACAGCGACUUACGAGUAAACUAACAGACUGGGACGACGACGACGAUGCAGCUGCUCUUCAGAGUUCGGGGCGAUUUGAAAAAGUCGUGAUCCUCAAACACAUGUUCACUUUAGCGGAGCUUGAGGAUGACCCUGCCGCUAUUCUUGAUAUCAAGGAGGAUAUACGAGAAGAGUGUUCCAAAAUUGGGGUUGUUACCAAUGUUGUCUUAUAUGAUAAUGAAAAAUCAGGGGUUGUAACUGUCAGAUUCAAAAGCCCGGAAUCUGCUCAAGCCUGUGUCCGGAUGAUGCAUGGAAGGUUUUUUGGCGGUACACAGGUAGAAGCUUACAUGGCGAAUGGAGCAGAAAAGUUCAAAAAAUCGAGCAAUAGAAACCAUGAUUACGAGGACGAUGGCUCAGGUUGGGAAGUGGAUAAUGGAACCAGCGAAGAUGCGAAGCGGCUUGAGAAAUUUGGGUCAUGGAUAGAGAGCCGGAGACUAGAAGCGAAAAUAAGCUAG
This is a messenger RNA of Ophidiomyces ophidiicola, 1182 nucleotides long. RefSeq lists its product as uncharacterized. Bases 1 to 1182 code for a protein of 393 amino acids. Gene Ontology annotation, molecular function: RNA binding. Gene Ontology annotation, cellular component: U2-type spliceosomal complex; U2 snRNP. The transcript is spliced from 6 exons. Gene Ontology annotation, biological process: mRNA splicing, via spliceosome. The record is from RefSeq and is a predicted model, not a curated record. NCBI's taxonomy places the organism in Eukaryota, Fungi, Ascomycota, Eurotiomycetes, Onygenales, Onygenaceae.